Lobosporangium transversale is the source of this 711-nucleotide messenger RNA. RefSeq lists its product as hypothetical. The transcript has a single exon. The record is from RefSeq and is a predicted model, not a curated record. NCBI's taxonomy places the organism in Eukaryota, Fungi, Mortierellomycota, Mortierellomycetes, Mortierellales, Mortierellaceae. Bases 130 to 624 code for a protein of 164 amino acids.
AUCGAUUUCUUCCCUUACCAUAAAAUAGUCCUCGCUCGCCUUUAUUCUCCCCCAUUUUGCUUCGCUCGCUAAAGCAUAACAAAGCAACAGUGAUUUCGGAAUAGAAAUUCUCCUAAUAACACUAGCACCAUGCUUUUCAAUCACCCCAGUGCCUUCGUUUUCUCAACUCCAUACCAAACAACUUCCUCAUCAUCCCCAUACUCGGCCCCUUUAAGAGGCCUACAUAUCCAAUUGACACCUCCACCACAUGUUGGAGCAUCCGAGGGUCCAACUUGGUCACCAUAUCUCAAGUCGUCGCAACAAGUCUCUUCUCGAUUGUAUGAUCACAACCAUAUGAACUGGUCUUCUACUAGCUUUUCGAAUAUCUCACAUGGCCGUUCCCGAAGCGGCCCAUCAUCAUCAUCAUUGUCGGUAUCAUCAGCGUCAAUAUCAGCAUCCAUGGCUUCUUCUGCAUGCUUCUCUUUGUCAAUGCCAAGCGAGGACGGCGAUACAGUUGAGGAGCUUGAUGAAAGAGAUGUUUUUAAUGAUAGAUGGAAGAGGUUCAAUCUUGAAGAGAUGGCACAAGAGCCUCCAAGCCCAUUACCAUCCUUCUCUAAGAUCAUCGCCAUCUCAUCCGAUCAAUAAAAGAGAGAGAAUGCAGGCUUUUGCUUACAUGAGACAGAUCAAACAUCUCCCAUCUUUCACGCGCGCCUUUUUAUCUUUCUGUCAAAG